This is a messenger RNA of Fusarium poae, 1050 nucleotides long. RefSeq lists its product as uncharacterized. The coding region runs from base 1 to 1050 and encodes 349 amino acids. Lineage: Eukaryota; Fungi; Ascomycota; Sordariomycetes; Hypocreales; Nectriaceae. The transcript has a single exon. The record is from RefSeq and is a predicted model, not a curated record. Gene Ontology annotation, molecular function: FMN binding; NADPH dehydrogenase activity.
AUGGCGCCUUUGACGAGACUGAGAUCCGAUAACCAUGUACCACUGGAUGUAAUGGUUGACUAUUACUCGCAAAGAGCUUCAGUCCCCGGAACCCUACUCAUAACUGAAGCUACAUUUGUCUCGGAAAAGUCGCGCGGCCGAGAUGAGCAUGCGCCGGGUAUAUACACUCCAGAGCAAAUCGAUGCAUGGAAGCGUGUAACGGAUGCCGUCCACAAAAAGGGCUCCUUCAUCUUCAUGCAACUUUGGCAUGUCGGAAGAGCAGCCCGUCAAAACGUUUUAGACAAGGCUGGUCUGGAGAUGGUCAGCAGCAGUGAUGUUCCCAUCGAUCCUGAAUCCCCAAAGCCUCGACCCUUGACUGAAGACGAGAUCUGGGAAUGUAUCAAGUCGUUCGCCACAGCAGCUAGAAACGCUACUGAGGCCGGUUUCGAUGGCGUGGAAAUCCAUGCUGCCAACGGAUAUCUGAUUGAUCAGUUCAAUCAAGAUACCUGUAACAAACGCACUGACAAAUGGGGCGGAAGUGUCGAAAAUCGCUCACGCUUCUGCCUUGAAGUUGCAAAGGCUGUGUCAAAGGAAAUUGGACCAGACAGAACAGGCAUUCGAUUGUCACCGUUCAGUACCUUCCAAGGAAUGAGGAUGGAUAACCCAGAACCACAAUUCACACAUCUCAUUACUGAGCUAAAGCCUCUCAGCCUUGCUUACCUUCAUUUGAUUGAACCCCGCAUCGCUGGGAACGUGGAUAAAGUGGUCGACGACGACAAAGAAAGUCUUGACUUUGCUCUCGAUGUUUGGGCAAAGUCAGGACCUGUUAUUCUUGCAGGGGGGUAUACGGCCGAAAAGGCGAACAAAGCGUUGGAGACACGAUUCAAGGAUGAAGCAGUAGCGUUUGCGUUUGGGAGACAUUUCAUCUCCAAUCCUGACUUGCCGUUCAGGCUUGCCAACGAUGUUCCUCUCACUCAUUACAAUAGGGAAACAUUUUACAAGGUCAAGAGCCCUGAUGGGUACACAGAUUAUCCAUUCAGUGAGGCGUGGACAGGGCAACAAACAGUUUAG